AUGUCUAUUUCGCUCAAAUUUGACAAAAACUUUAUGAUAGAGAAACAGCAAAAUAUAGACUUAAUCAAUUUCAAACGUUGGCUUGCACUGCAAUCGUGCAUCGACUAUAAGAACGUUAGUGGUUAUAUAGAUACAGACCACCAUCCGACACUAGUGGAUAUUAUGUUCAAAAAAAAAAUAAAGAUGUUGAUUGCCAAUACUAUUAAUAAGGGCAGUGCUUCUUUGGUUACUCAAGACGUUGAGAAAUAUGUAUGGGACAAUAUAACUGCAAAAAUUACAUUCAUUCGUGAAGUUCAAUCUUUAGUCAAUGAUAAUGAAGAUCUAGUUGGGACAAAUUAUAAUAUGCUCUCACAUAUAUAUUAUACUUCCCAUAAAAUUGAUUGGAGCAACACAAGAAUUGUAAAAGCUGCAACUAACAGUUUUAAUUUUCUCGCUUUGACUGAUGAUGGCAAAAUAUAUUAUACAAAAGUUUGGAGCGGAGGACAAAAAUGCAGUAUGCAUCAAAUAAAUAUUAAAGAAAAGAUUACAAGUAUGAGCUGCGGAAAAAAAUUUUUUGUGGUAGUUACGAAUAACUGCAAAGUGUUCAGUUGGGGUCUAAUUUUGUCUGAGGAAUUGAAUCCUUCUACCAGUUCUCCCCACACCUCAAAAGAAAUUUUUUUAAUAGAAGAGCCACGUGAAAUAGCUGCAUUUACAGGCAAAACAAUUGUCAAGAUAGCUUGUGGGAAUGAUUAUACUCUUGCUCUAAAUGAUAAAGGGAAACUCUACGGCUGGGGUUCAAACCCUAAUGGACUAUUGUAUCUGAAUUACAGCGAAAACAUUUUGUUUCCUAUCAUGAUGAACAUAGAUAAUGUAAAAAAAGUAUCGGACAUCGCUGUUAUUGAUUACAAUAAUUUUGUUAAGUCUAGCAAGGAUGGACUUGUAUACGCAUGGGGUUUUAUUUUUAACAUACCAUUUCAAAAAUCAAUCGCUUGUGAAUAUACGAACGCGUUUGACAUAUCCGACUCGAUGAUAGCUCAUUCACCAAUGUCCGUGGUCUAUGAAUUUAUAAAUGAAGAAUUUCACAUAUUAAAUGAUUUAGAAACUGCAUUCAACGAUCAGUCAACAAGUGAUCUCACGAUAAUGGUCGAGAAACAACCAAUUUAUGUUCACAAAGUUAUCCUGAAGAUUCGUUCUACAUAUUUUAGAAAUAUGUUCCAAACUAAUUAUGUUGAAAAUAGUCAAAGAGUCAUCGUGAAUAAUUAUUAUAGGUAUGUCAUUUAUAAAAAAUUUUUAGAAUAUUUAUAUACCGGUGAGAUCAAUCUAUCAUCUUUUGAAAACCUAUUAGAUCUUUUGCAAUUGGCAGAUAUUUUAUGCGACGAAAAUCUCCAAAUGGAUUGUAUACGAAAAAUAAAAAAAACAAUUAAUGUAUCGAACGUCAUGUACCUUUUUAAGCUUAUCAACGACAUGAACGAAGAACAUCACAAGAAGGAAUUGAUGAAAUAUUGCUUAAACUUCUAUUUUAAAAACAUGACGACUGUAAACUGGACAGAAGGUUUUGAAACAUUGGAUGUCGAAACAAAGGCUAUGUUAAUAGAUAAAGGGAGGACCUUUUUUUCAUCAAAAAUUCUGUUCUGGUUAUUUAGAAUAAUAUAUUUCUUAGUUUAGAGGAAAAAAGAAUAUAAUGGACUUUGUUCUGUGAAAACGAUUUACUCUCAUAAUCGAAACCAUUAUUGCAUGUGUUAUUUAAUUAAUAAAAAAAUGAUGAAAAAAUGAGUAAAUG
This is a messenger RNA of Acromyrmex echinatior (Panamanian leafcutter ant), 1759 nucleotides long. Its product is annotated as RCC1 and BTB domain-containing protein 1. Gene Ontology annotation, molecular function: protein binding. The record is from RefSeq and is a predicted model, not a curated record. NCBI's taxonomy places the organism in Eukaryota, Metazoa, Arthropoda, Insecta, Hymenoptera, Formicidae.